This is a messenger RNA of Myotis daubentonii (Daubenton's bat), 5290 nucleotides long. RefSeq lists its product as uncharacterized. NCBI's taxonomy places the organism in Eukaryota, Metazoa, Chordata, Mammalia, Chiroptera, Vespertilionidae. The transcript has 4 exons. The record is from RefSeq and is a predicted model, not a curated record. Bases 386 to 1039 code for a protein of 217 amino acids.
AAGCUGGUGCCGGGGCCUGGUGGUGACUGCCCUCCGGGGCCACGGCAGGGCUCCCAGUGGCCUGGCCUGCAAGGAACAAACUGAGAAAUGGAAACCUAGAUGCAGAGACAGAGGCAUGAAGAAAGGGACCCCCCCCACACACACCCUCCCCCUCCCCAGAGGGAAAUUCACAUUCUUCAAAAUCUUGGAAAUAAGUGACUUUCCCUGUGCUUUUUAAAAACCUGCCUACUGGGUAUCCUUAAGGAAACUUACUGAACGACUGCAAAUACCUAGAGGAGGAGUCCCCGAGUAAUAGAGAAAUCCAGGAAACAGCUCCCUGCAAAGGGGGGGCAGGGGGGUGCAACUGUCCCCAAGGGGAGAAGUGUUAGGAGGCUUCCUGAUCACCAUGGCGACUCAGCAGGUAAGUCACAUCCAUUCAGAGGACGGGGUCCCCCUCACUUCCCCCAGAGCCCGAGGGCCCGCACCUUCCCAGCCUGGAAGCGAGGUGCCCGGGAAGGGCAGACGCCUCUCCCGAGCUGAGUGCCCGAGCGGGUCCAACUUCAGACCCGACCUCCCCUGCACCCGGUCGAGCAGCGCGGGGGAAAGAGGAAGGGCGGGCAUCCCGAGCGGAAUCUCCGUGAUUGCACAGACCAGACCGCAGGAGCGCCAGCCUUUCCGUGCAGCUGCCACGACAGUGGAUCCUGAGAGACAAACAAGCAGUGCCCGUCUAGGCUUCAUCACAGGAAGACAGCAUUCAGAACGAGGAGGAAAUGUCCGAGGCGCAUGUACUCAGCACAGCCAGGUACCUCCACUGCUUCUCCCAGCUCUGACACUACCACAGUCCCAGUUUAAGGACAUGGAUAAGCUGGAGCACAACCUAGGAAGGCUGAGCAGGAGGGAGAAGAGAGGAGGGGAGCAGGCCACCAUACUUUGGCCAGUCGAAGCUUCAUUCUUCUUCCUCCUAGUCCUUUCCUCCUUGAGCCACCACGUGGAAGAACCAGAACUGAAGAACAGACAUGGCCACAAGGCCUGGGUUGUCAUCCAGACCACCACUUGCUGACGAUGUGUUUGGGUACAUUACUCCAUCUCUCCAGCCUUCAUUCCUCAGCCUGUAAAAUGGGGAGGGAUGUUGGUCCCUGAUCCUUUCCAACUCUAAGGUUCUAUAGCUUUUUCAAUGAACUUGUUGUGGAGAGGAAGACAUAAGGCUUCCCUAUCGAUUGGAAUAUUUACUCCAACCUACCACAAGGAAUAUUUCAUUAUACUAAGCCAUGUGAACAUGAAGAACAAGGUUAACUUGCUGAAGCAAUUUUAGGUUGGUUUUCCUCUUCCUAGCUGAAAAAUCGACCCAGAUGUUUACCAAUAGGAUCGAUGGAUACAAAUAUCAAGUCAUACCUAUAUACCUAAGCAUUAAAUUCCAAAGAAAAUGACUUUUUAGAUACUCAAUAACGUUUGUUGAGGAAGGUAGAGGAAGAGACGCUCUGAAAGAUUUAAGUAUUUAAGUACUAUUUAAGAAUCAGACUGUAGAUGAAAUAAGUCCCAGCAACGAUUUGCAUACAUUGAAGUAGACUUACUCAAAAUAAUGUGCGUUUGGGAUAUUGUAGCAGAGAUGGGUAACUUUGACCUUAGGAGAAAAACGAUUAAGUCUAUAGUUUACUAUUAUAUCCCCAUCUCUAGUGCCCAGAACAGGGGCACGUAGUGAUUAAAUGUGUGAUGACUAAUUGAAUGAAUGAAUAAGUAACAAAUCUGGAUGGAUGAUGGAUAGAUGAAUCAUUUAACCAUGAAUGAAUAAAUCAAGCAUUCAUGUGAAAGCUAUAAUGGUUUGGAAAAAAUAACACUAAACAUUUGUGGAAAAGGUUCACAUGUUAACUAGUAUUUGUUUCUGGAUAUUUAAAGUAAAAGGAUAACUGGAGGUAUUCAAGAAUAAACAGAUUGGGCAGCGACUUGGCAGGUGUGUGAGAUGGGAUAAAGAAGGUUCAGCUUGGAAAGGUGAUUGGACUAGUUUUGUCUUGAUAUUCUCUGAUCUUUUAAAUAAAGUGAUUAAUAAAGUUAAGGAUCCUAUAGUUGGCUAUUUUAACAAUUAUCUUUAGGUUUUCAAGUUAUAAUUUUUAAGAAGUAAAAAAACAUGAGAUGAAAAAUCUAUAUCUUUAAAUAGUGUUCAUAUUACACACCAAAGUAAUAAUAAAUUAAGUACAUAUAAUUAUAGGCAAGGUACCUUGCAGGAACUAAUCAGCUUCUAGAUUCUGCACUUGCAAACCUAAACACAUACAGAGAUAAUAAUACCAUUUGUUAUGACAUUGUGAAAAAUAUUUGGUUUUGAUAUUAUAUUUAAGAAAGACUUAGAUCUUAUAUGAAAAAUUUCAGAGAACGAGGAGGAAAAUAUAUACUAAUAUCCAUUCAUUUCACUAAGGAAAAAUUCUAAAUAUUAAUUUUGUUCAUCUUCAAAAGAUUGAAAGAUGGAAUGGGAAGUUGGCUUAGAGAAAUAAGAUAACACAAAGUCCACAGAUUGAAUAGUUUUCCAAGAAGUGAUUCUAUUAAAUAUAUACAUACAUAUAUAUAUGGCAUUUAUAUAUAUAUGUCUUAAACAGUACAUACUUUUUGCCGCAUCUCCGAACAAUAGAAGAGAUGCUAUGGAGAGGUAGACUAGUAGCCUAGCAACCUGAAAUUAGUGAGACAUGUCCCCUUUGGUUUACUUGAUUUAAAUCAAGAUUUUCAAGAGCAACUAUGAGAUAAAUGACAAAAAUGUAAAAACUCAUAAUGUUAGCACCACACAAUGUAUAUCAAAUCAUCAAAUUGUAUACCUUAAAUAUAUGCAACUCUUCAUGGUCAAAUAUUCUAUAUAAGAAAAGCUUAAUAUGCAAAUUGUUCAACUGGGAGUUCAAGCACUCGCUAUGACGUGCGCUGAUCACCAUGUGGCAGCAUGGAACAUGGCGGGUAUUGGCAGGCAGCGGGUGGCAGUGGAGGCACUGCCGGCCCCGAUGGGCCCUGAUGAGAGCAGGAACACGGUGGGAUGGUGGAGCAAGUGAGCAGGCGGCGCUAGGCCAAGGUGGGUGCUAGCGGGGCCACUGCCUGGCCCCCAGGCACUGAGGAAGCUGGGGGCGGCGGAGAGAGCCCCGGCCGGAUCAAUCAUCGGGCAGGAUAGUGGAGAAGAUGAGGGGGCAGCGGCAGGCCACAGCAGGGUGCCAGGCGGGGCUGCUGGGCUGUGAGGUUGGGGACACGAGCUGGGGCCCAAUCACCGCAGGCCACCCCGAGGGAACCCACCUAUGCACAAAUUUGUGCACUGGGCCUCUAGUACCUCAAUAAGAACAAAAAUAGCACUUAUGAAGACUAAAUGAGUUAAGAACAAGUAAAAAGAAAAUAGGAAAAUAUUUUAAAUUUAAUAAAUAUGAAGGUUGAACAAUAAAAUGGCUCUUGCUGAUGAAGACGGCUCUUUUUGUUUAAUAGUAGAGGACAUUUGGAAGUCUAAGGGUAAAUUUGAGGUCUGAGGCCGAGAAAGCUUUUGUAAAGCUUUCUAUACAGUGGUCUCAAAAGAAGAAGAAAAAGUAAGUAUACUGUUUUUAAUCCCCAAAUGUGGAUGUUUAUAAAGUAAAAAGUUACCUUUUUUAAUUUUUUGGCAAUACAAGGAAAAUGCAUUAUUUCUGUUAGAAAUUAAGUCUGAAAUCUAAAUCAAAUUCAUUUAUUCCAAUAUACUGCUUCUCAGAAAAAUUAUAUAUAGUUUGUAGCAGCAUUUUAUUUCUCUGAACACUGCACAGAGCGCAAAGAAAGGACAAAUUCUAGGUCAUGGAUGGUCUGGAUCCCCAAAGCAAAUAGUGUCAUUUCAAACUCUAGGUCAGAGCUCCUCCUACUGGAAUAACAUACUCAGUACAAGAUAUUAGACUUGGUCAAGACUCAAAAAAAUUUCUUUUAAAUAUUUUUAUUGAUUUCAGAGAGGAAGGGAGAGGGAGAGAGAGAUAUAAACAUCAAUGAUGCGAAUCACUGAUUGGUUGACACUGGGGAUCGAGCCCGCAACCUAGGCAUGUGCCCCUGACCGGAAUUGAACCUGGGACCCUUCAGUCCACAGGCCAACCCUUCAAUCACUGACCCAAACUAGAUAGGGCAAGACUCAAAUUUUUAACAGAUGUUAAUAGCACUGUCAGAUAUUCAAUAGGUCACAAAUUCCUUCUUUGUGAUAGGGGGAAAAUUUCACAUCAAGUGCUAAUUUUUAAACAUCUAUACUAUAUCUUCCGUCACCUUAUAACUGGCAUGUACUUUGAGAUUUGGGUUAACAUUUACAUAGGACUUAUGACCUACCUGGCAAUAUUCUGUUUAAAAAUAUUCAUAUAACCCUAACAACAACUAUAUGAGGAAGGAACUGCUCUGAUCUUAUUUUAUGGGUGAGGAAACUGAGGUACAUGAUACAUCUUAUUUCCUAUGUAUUUGCGGUUUUAAUGUUCUUGUAAAUGGUAUUUCUAAAAUUUUAUUUUUCAGCCUUUCAUUGGUGAUAUAGAAAAAUUGACUUUUGUUUAUUGCUGUAGUAUCCUAUGACUUUGUUAAAUUCAAUUGUCUUUUUAGAUUUUAUAAGGUUUUCAACAUAUACAUACAAUCUUGUUGUCUGUGAAUACAACAGUUUUUCUUUUACAAUUGCAUGCCUGUUAUUUCUUUUUCUUGACUUAUUGUACUAGCUAGGAAAUUAGAAGUAUAAUAAUGAUUAGAAAUGGUAAAAUGGAUAUUCUUGCCUUGUCCCCAGUUCUAGAGGGGAAGCAUUCUUUUUUUUUUCUUUUUUGCUAUUCUAUAUUAAUUGUAGUUAUUUCAAUAGGUGCACUUAAUAGAUUUAGGAAGGUCCCAUAUUUUUCUACUUUAUGGAGUUUUGUUUAAAUCAUGAAUGAGUGUUAAAUUUUGUCUCAUACUUUUUUCUGCCUAUAUUUCAUGAUCAUAUGGUUUUUCUCCUGUAUUCAUUCUAUUAAUGUGAGUCAUAGCAAUUGAUUUUUGAAUGUUGAAAUAAUCUUGCUCAUAUGGUUAUGAUGCAUUAGUCUUGUUAUAUAUUGCUGAUUUAAAAAAUAUAUAUCUCCUUGUUGUAUAUUGCUAGAUUCCAUUUGGUAUGUUUUGUAAGGAUUGUUGUGUCUAUUCUCAUGAGAGAAUUUAGUUGAUAAUUUUUCUUGCAGUAUUUGUCCAGGCUUGGUGUCAGGGUUAUGUAGGCCUCAUAAAAUGAGUUGGGAAGUGUUCUUUACUAUUUUCUCAAAGAGUUUGUGUAAAAAGGUAUUUCUUCCUUAAUGUCAGAUAGAAUUUCAGCUGGGCCUAUAGUUUUGUGUGAUUUUUAAAUUAAACAUUCAAUUUU